Actinia tenebrosa (Australian red waratah sea anemone) is the source of this 5171-nucleotide messenger RNA. RefSeq lists its product as uncharacterized. Gene Ontology annotation, cellular component: membrane; G protein-coupled receptor heterodimeric complex. Gene Ontology annotation, molecular function: G protein-coupled GABA receptor activity. Gene Ontology annotation, biological process: gamma-aminobutyric acid signaling pathway; G protein-coupled receptor signaling pathway. The record is from RefSeq and is a predicted model, not a curated record. NCBI's taxonomy places the organism in Eukaryota, Metazoa, Cnidaria, Anthozoa, Actiniaria, Actiniidae.
AUAUUCUAGUGAAUUCGAGUUGUCAGAUAUGCUAAUGUGUUGUCGUACAUUAAGAGCUAUGCUGUCAUAAAUACAAUGCUAACAGCCGACCUAAGCGACUUAAGAAACCAUAGGAUCCUUAAAUUGUUUUAAUUACGGCUUCGAAGAGAAUCAUUUGAGAAUAUAAUGGCCUCAAAUUGCUUGAAUUUGCUGUUUUUCAGGUCCACUGUAAUCUUAUUUUUGCACUUCUGACUGAUGUCUUGAAAAGUGACAAGCUUGAAAAAGUUGAAGGUUGGAAAUUUUGACUAGAGAUGACAUCACUGUGGCUUCAAUCGUUGCUGAUCACGUGUCAUUUAAUCUGCGUUGCCAUAGCAACUAAAACAUUGUAUAUAGGAGGGUUAUUUGACUUCAAUGCUAAUGACGCCCAGAGAAUAAUUUCUGCCUCUCAGGCAGCCAUACAAGAGAUUAAAAGCAAUUUAUUUCUACYGGGAUACAACCUGGAACUACUCGUCAACGACACACGGGAAURUGAUUUCACUUCUGCAUCAGGUGUCUAUAACUACCUGAAUAGCGGUCCAAAGAAAAUUAUGCUGCUGGGACCUGCUGAUAAUGAUAUAGCAAAGGCCAUAGCACAUCAUGCUGGGGCGCCAUCAUAUGGAGUGUUACAGUUUUCCUAUGGCACCAACGAUUUGUAUUUAUCCAACUAUCGUGGUCUGUAUCCAUAUUUCUUUCGUACAUCCAUCUCUAUGGCAACAUUUGAUGACCUUAGAAUAGCAUUCUUGAAAUUCUACGGCUGGACAGAAAUUGGAAUUGUGUAUGGGGACAGUAUAAACGAAGCGAAGCUUUCAAACAAUCUAAAGACUCGCAUCGAAAGCCAAUCAAGUACAAAAGUUAUUGCCGAGAUUAGGCUGCAGGCGAAUGAUCCUGAGAGGGCUGUCAGAACCAUUCAGGAUAAAAAUAUUCACGUGAUCAUUGGUCUCUUUCCAUUGGAUAUUGCAGCUAGAAGAUUAUUUUGUCAGGCACAUAGGCAUGCUCUGUAUGGACCACACUACAUAUGGAUUCUUCAAAUGGCAAGAAACAACGRUUGGUGGAAUCCUAGACCUGGUGAAGAUAUUGGUGGCUGUCAAAGCAUCGAGAUGACUUGUCAGAUAAGAAACUACUUUUCUGUUAAACCAGCCAACGAGGAUUAUGAGAGCUCUAACAUUUUCAGUCAUUCUAAAAAGGAUACGAGUACCGUAAAGAAUAAUUUGCGUUCCGAAGGCAACGUCACAACCGUCGAUGACGUCAUGAUGUACGCGUAUGACGCAGUGUGGUCUAUUGCGCAUGUUUUGAAAAACUCAAAUGGUACAUUAGGAAAGCCACUGGAAAACGUGACAUAUGGGGACACAUCUACAACUAGUGUGUUUUACCGCGAAGCCUUGAAAUUGGAUUUUGGAUCUCCYAAACUGGAAAAAGUGCGUUUCUACGAAAACGGCGACAGAAAAUUUGACAUGUCAGUAGAACAAGUCGUCAUCAAAGAUGAAAACAGUAACCCAGUCAGCGAAGAUGCUGGUACAUACUCCUUAACUACAAUAACCGAGACUCGUGACACUCGUUAUAUUCACCGUGCCUUGUUCGGUGCCAUGAUAUUCCUGGCCUGCCUGGGCAUCCUGUACGCAUUGGUGUGUUUCAUUGUCGUAGUGGUGUUCAGAAAACAAUCCAUAAUUUGGAACUCAAGUCCUAUCAUCAACAUUAUUAUAAUCUUGGGGUGCAUACUAAACUACAUCACUAUCAUACUGUACGCCUUCGACUGGACAACCACUGCCAAUACUGCAAGCUUUUGCAGGGCUCGAGCCUGGACGUUUGCCAUUGGGUUCACAUUGUCGGUUGGAGGCCUGGUAGCCAAGCUGUGGAUCGCUUAUUGCGUAUUGAGUGAACGCUUUGUUCGACGUUGGAGGAACAUUUUAAUCUGGAUGUUGGCAAUCAUCCUCUUCUUAUUUAUCUUGGAUUUGAUUAUCRUGGGAUGUUGGGAAGGGUUGGAUCCACUUUACGCUACGAUGGAGACAUACAAAGAACAAGAAGAAUAUAAGUGCUUCCAGCCAAUCACAGACAAGACGUUCAACGCCUAUUACUACACCGUAGAACAUUGUACAUGCCGUACUCCGUUGGCAUGGUUACUUAUCAUUCUUAUACUCAAGUUCCUGGUGGUGAUAUUUGGUGUGUUCCUGGCAUGGCAGACACGAAAGCUCUACAUCAAGUCGUUGAAUGAUACCCAGUACUGUGCCUUCUGUUUGUUCGUCGUCUUCUUCUUUGUAGUAUUUGGUGUCUUGAUUGCAUUACUUACCACUGGCUUUCCAAACGUGUUCUUUUCUAUCGUUGGGAUCUUUUUGUUUCUGUGUACUACUAUCAUCCUUGGACUUCUUUUUAUACACAAGUUGGCACGAGUUGUAUGCAAGCCAAGACGUGGUAAACGCAUCCUUGUGACGGGAGCUGAUUCCGACACCGAAUCAACAUCCUCAGCAAAAAACUGCUYGUGUUGUGGAUUAUCUGGUGCCUGUUGCAUCGCGUGUUGUGGAUGCUUCCCGUGCUGUAACAUGUUCUUAUGCUGCAGGUCAUGUUGUCUGGGCUCUAAGAUCCAUCCCAGUGAAUCCAGUAGUGAUGAUAAGACGGAGUUCUAUAUCGCAGGCCACGCUCAGGAUAAAGAAGGCCAAAUUGCUUAUCUAUUGAGGAAAAUACAUGAGCGGGAUGAGGARCUUGCAAGACUUCGACCCAAACACACCUGUACAUCCAUGUGGACCCAGACAAACGAAGACGACAUGGAAGAAUACCUGAAACGUGAAGACGGCGAUGGAAGCUCCAUGGAGAGCGACAACAGCGAAGGGAGUCUGGAUAGUAGCGGAAAGAGGCGGAAACGGAAGCSGAACAAAUUCAAGAUUUAUAAUCAUGGAGCGGAUUAUUCGCAUGUACAAAGUAAAGUUGAUACAGGAGUUACUAMAUCCCCCGCGAAGUCGCCGAAAACCAAGCGAGCGCACGACGAGAAGUAUUAUUUGGGUGUCUGGAAGUCGAAUGGUGGAAAACCCUCUGAUGAAGAGAUCACAAAACUACAAGCACAACUCAAGGAGAGAGACAAGGAAAUCGAGAAACUGAGAAAUGAAAAAGAAGUACAGACGUCAGUAGUGAUUCACCAGCCAAACAGUCUAUCUAACAAAGUAGAGAUUGUCAACGAGCAAACUCCAGACACCCACGAGAAACAGUGUCAGACGGACGAUAGUYUUCUAUACAUUGAACAGUCUCCACGUGACAAACCUAAUGAGGUUGUGGUAGUCAUGGAAACACCAGUGAAAAAGGAAGAGUCCCCACGUGAAAAACCAAAUGACGUCAUCGUAGUUAUGGAAACACCGGUGAAGACGRAAUCGUCUCCAAGUAAAAAGCCUGCCAAAGGAAAGAAAAAUGCAAAAACGGAACCUAAAGAAAAUGUCACUGUGGUAGAAGUGAAAAGCAAGAAGAAAAAGAAAAAGAAAGAAGCAGAACCAGUUGUAAAAUCCCCAGAUGAAUGGCUCUUUGGGAAAUCUGACGACGGAAAGGAAAAGCAGGUUGAGAAGAAAGAUGUGAAUGUAAUCGUUGUGGCGCAAACAGCAGUGGAAGAAGAGAAAAAGGAUGAGCCUGUGAUAGAAGAAGAUAAGAAAACAACUGUUGUUUUCAUUCGACCUGAAGAAUCAAAGAAAAAAGAGGAGGAUAAGAGACAGAGCCAUGAUGGAAGUGUUACGAAUGUUAUCAUAGUUAGACCUGAUGACGCACAAGGAAACGAGGAAAAUAAAGAUGAUGAAGAGAAGAAAAAGAAAGAGGAAGACGAAACAAGAGAGGAAGAGAAGAAAAGAAGGGAAGAGGAGCAAAGAAUAGAAGAAGAAAAACGACAAGAUGAAAUGAGGAAAGGGGAAGAGAAAAGAAAGGAAGAAGAGAAACAAAAAGAAGAGGAAAAACAGAAAGAAGAAGAAAAACGAAAAAUGGAAGAAAAACUAAAAGAAGAGGAGGAAAGGAAAGAGGAGGAGAAAAGAAAAGAAGACGAAAAAAGAAAAGAAGAAGAAAAGCGACAAGAAGAAGAAAGACUGGAAGAAGAGAAACGAAAAGAACAAGAACUUAAAGAAGAAGAAGAAAGAAAAAGAAAAGAAGAACCGGAAAGAAAACAAGAGGAGGAACGAAAGAGACAAGAAGAGGAAAUGAAAAAAGAGGAAGAAGAAAGGGAAAAAGAACGAAAGGAACAAGAAGAAAAACAAAAAGAAGAAGAGAAAAMGAUAGACAAACCCAAUGAAGACAUUGAUGAUGAAGAAACCAUUCCAAUAAGACCACCUCAAAACACUCCUGCUAGUGUCGAUGGGCCCCARGAAGAGGACAACAAGAAAGACGACCAGAAGAAUAAAGAUGAUGCAAUAGAAGAGGAAGGAGAUAGAGAACCCGAGAAAGAUGAUGACGAUAACGAGAGAGAAGGCGGUGAUGAUAAAGAUGACGAUAAAGUUAAUGGCAAUGAUGACAAAGAUGAUGACAAAGAUGAUAAUGAAAACGAAGAUUACGAUGAUUAUGAUGCAAGCGGCACUGACGAUGGAGAUGGUGAUGAUAAUGAUACUAAAAAUGAAGAGGCACCAAGUGACCAGAAAGGGGACAAAGAGGACAAAAAAAAUUCUACAAAACCGAAGAGAAAACCAAAGAAACCGAUUGGUGGUAAACUGAACUGGAAUGCAGCAUCCAAAAUCGACACCUCUAGCGGMUACAAGAAAAAACCUCGCUCCAAAAUCAAGUCGUACAAGGUCGAUUAUUCCCACGUAAAGUCAAAAUAUUCCUACGGUGUUACWAAGAAGGAUCARGAUGAAAAGAAGGAAAAGGAAGAGAAAGAAAAAGAAAAGAAAAAGAAAGCAAGUAUCAAAGGAAAACGAUGGAAUCCCAACAGCACGAAUACCAAGAAGUAACUGGUUGAACUGGAGCCCUGCAACGUAACAUUGUUGAAGGAAUAAAAGACGUAGGAAAGGAAAAACACGACAUAACGUUAUGAAUAAGAUUUAGAACGUGUGUGGUAUGUGUUGUCAUAAAUCACAUGCCUUGAGCAAUCAGAAAGCUGGAUUUAAAAGAGAUAUAAUUCAAGUUCACCGAUCUUGAACUAAAAUAAAUGAAAAUUUCCGAAACAUCGAUGGAAGCGAGAAAGAACAAAAUAUAACAUAAAC